AUGCGUAUUCUUGAUGUCCUAUUGGUGCGAAAUGACUUAUCAUCAUCUCGAGCAUCAUAUAUUCAUGGAUAUGAAUUGGGUUAUACUGAUCUCACCGAUCACCCACUUUUUGGUGAGACAAAAUCUCGGGAUCGAAUUUCAUUUAUCAUCAUAACGGUUGUCACUACAGCAUUCGUUCUAACAACAUUUGGUAGCAUAUUCUUCUUUAACCAUAUCAAACCUACAUUCAUUUGUUUGAGUAUUUGUUUAAUACUUUUACUUGCGUCACAUUUAUGUUUGGCAUUUUGGUAUCGAUCAGGUGAUUUAGAACCACGUUUUCGCAAUAUGUUGUAUUUCAACACAGGUGUAAUUAUUCUGUUCUGUAUUUGUGCGAAUAUUAUCAUUAGUGAAAGAUACACAUGA
Molecule: messenger RNA, 402 nt
Organism: Adineta ricciae
Lineage: Eukaryota; Metazoa; Rotifera; Eurotatoria; Adinetida; Adinetidae
Source: the annotation of a GenBank genome assembly